UCCCUCUCCCUAGCGAUAUAAAAAUACAAGCACAUCCUAAAAGUCAUAAACCACAGCCAACACCCCUCAAGACUUUCUUUCACCUUGACAAAGCAAGAAAGAUCUAUAGAGAGAGAGAGAGAGAGAGAGAGAGAGAAGGCGAUGGCAGGGUUACAGAGAUCUGAGAUUUCAUUCCGAAGGCAAGGCUCGUCGGGUCUAGUAUGGGACGACAAGUUCCUGAACUCACUCAACCAAAAAGAAGAAUCUCAAGAAGAUGGUGCCAAACCUGCUGCCGAUAACGAUAAAGAUCAGCAAGAGCCGGAGCUCUCGUCGACGGCCGUCGGACCCAUCAACGUCAAGAUUGAGCGGAGCAGAUCCAACGGCGGAGGACGCGGUUUUCGCACCGGGAAAGUGUCGCCGGCGAUCGAGCCGCCGUCUCCGAGGGUCUCCGCAUGUGGAUUUUGCAGCGCUUUCGGGAAGAAGGACAACGCGCGCCGCCGACCGAAGGCCGGUAAGCGUAAGAUGUAGUUCGUUGCUUUUUCCGGUGGUCGGAGAAGUUAGUCCGGUGGUCGUGUGUGGAAAGAAGGUGGUUUGGUCCUUGUCUGUGGUGGUGGUUGUAUUUGUAUUAUCUAGAUAUAUUAAUUUACUAUAAAGCUCAUCUCAAUUUAAAUGAGGUGUAGGAAUUUUGGGAAAACAUUAUGGUGUUUUUUUUUUUUGGGUUGUGUUGUUUUAGGUUUUCUUGCUUAAUUUUUAGGUUUAUAUGUGGUUUGUGGGGAUGUAACUUAUUAUGUGCAUAUUGUUGGAAUAUUUGGUUGAGUUCAUUUCUAGGAGGAUUUUAUAUUUGUACAAAAA
Messenger RNA from Rhododendron vialii, 831 nucleotides. RefSeq lists its product as uncharacterized. Bases 142 to 507 code for a protein of 121 amino acids. NCBI's taxonomy places the organism in Eukaryota, Viridiplantae, Streptophyta, Magnoliopsida, Ericales, Ericaceae. The record is from RefSeq and is a predicted model, not a curated record. The transcript has a single exon.